GUUCAACUGCGCUGUGGAGAUAGGUCUAUGCGAGACUACAAACUUCCUGGCAGCAGCAAAGCGUUUGUCUGAGAAGGGUUUGUCUGGUUUGUCUGCGUGCUGCAAGAGAGGGGCGUUUAAAAUGCAGUGCAACAGCGCCACCUUCAGUGGGCACUAUGGCGCUGGCGAGGCUUGGUAAAUGUUGUCGGUCGUUAGUACAUGAGCCCUCCAAAGGACUGUUUUUUGGUGUUUUACAGCCAGGCGGGAUUGAAGGCUGUAUAGCUAAGAGGCAUCUGUUGUCAGAAGAUGUUAUCAAACUACAAGACUUCCAGCAAAGGAAGCUGGCUGUGGCUCACCUUGUCUCUGGAACGAAAGGAAAUUAUAUAGAGCUGUUCAGUCAGAAGCUUCAAAGGAAUGAGCUCAUACUGAGAGAUGAGCUGAAGCUUCUCCUUCACUUGUGCCAGUCUGCAGAUGACAUGGUGAUAGCCAGAGAUGCCAUUUAUAGGUACCAUGCAGAGAACCGGAACUUGGUGUAUGGAGAGUUUAAGUUUGGUCCUCUCUUUGUGAGACUGUGCUAUGAGCUGGGUCUGGAGGACUUGGCUGCUGCUACACUUACAGAUAAGAAUAUGAGAGAAUUUUUCAACGACGCAACCUCCUUUAACAUCACCUUAGACAUGUUAUUCACAAAAGGCUCUUAUGAAAAUGCCUUGGAGGUACUAAGAACUAUGAGGAACCAAGGUGUACCAUUCAACAAAGACACAUUGACACUGGCAUCUGGCAUCUGCUAUAAACUGGACACGGCGGAGUCCUACAGGAUCUGCACUGCUCUGAUAGAGGAGGGGCAGACCAAAGGGCACUUAAUCCCCCGACAUGCUUACUGCUUUGCUGUAGCACUUGCACUUAGACGAAAUGAUAUAGUAAAGGCACAGUCGUUGUACUCAAAAAUAAUGAGCACUGACAGCAGAUUAUGCCAAAAUUUAAAGGUUAUAAUACUAGCAAGGUCAGGAGCGCUGACAGAUGCCAUUUCCAUCCUGUCUGCAGCCAUGCUGCUUAAAAGCCCUUCUUUUGUGAAGAAGCCUGAAUUUUCUCAGGAGGUGACUGGCAAACCUAAGGUGGAUUUGCUGCGCUUUCAGAGUGAGGGCGGACCACACAUGAUGAAAGUGGAGCAGAUAGUCACUCAUCUUGAGCGAGCUGAUCAGGUGACCCAGCAGACCCUCGAUGGCAUGCUCUGCCACACACCCACAGGGAGGAGGAAACCAGCGCUAAUAAUGGAGGAGAGGAGGACGAGCCGAAGGACUCUGAAGUCACUACAGUCCACUCUGCUGUCAGAGUGAGAGACGCUGUGUGCCAUUGCAAAGCCUGCUUUAACUAAAGGCUCUGAUAUGAGGCUGAACACAAUCCAUCAAAAAGAGAUCCAAGCGAGAUCCGGCGGAAUUUCCCGGCAGAACGAGAAUAAUCCCGGAAGUGGAACGUCGUAGAUAUAGACUAAAAAACACAAAUGGCUAGAGUAGACUUUGUCAUGAUUACUGUAUCUACCUCUCCUUAGACACAGACAGAGUCACCAUCUGCAGACUGAACUUCUGUCCCUUUUUUGUGUUGCCCCUAUCCAAAUUUGAUGAAAAAGGUCAAAAAUCUUCUUUUGUGCAGCAGGUACUUUAACAGAAAGCUGCUGAGAGAAUUUUACACCACCACACCAAUGGCAAUGGAUUUCCUUGCAAGGAGCUAUGCAUAAUAAGUGAUUUGGGAAGAAUGCGUUGUGUGUGUAUAUAAAAGUGUGACUGAGUGAUUAAAGAUGAAUCGGAUAUUUAAUAAUGAAAAAAAAGAUUA
Messenger RNA from Perca flavescens (yellow perch), 1806 nucleotides. RefSeq names its product pentatricopeptide repeat domain 2 (gene ptcd2). The coding region runs from base 156 to 1313 and encodes 385 amino acids. Gene Ontology annotation, molecular function: protein binding; RNA binding. Gene Ontology annotation, cellular component: mitochondrion. The transcript has 12 exons. Lineage: Eukaryota; Metazoa; Chordata; Actinopteri; Perciformes; Percidae. Gene Ontology annotation, biological process: multicellular organism development; regulation of mRNA processing; mitochondrion organization. The record is from RefSeq and is a predicted model, not a curated record.